Messenger RNA from Cottoperca gobio, 4130 nucleotides. RefSeq names its product integrin alpha-5-like. Gene Ontology annotation, molecular function: integrin binding. The record is from RefSeq and is a predicted model, not a curated record. Gene Ontology annotation, biological process: integrin-mediated signaling pathway; cell adhesion mediated by integrin; cell-matrix adhesion. NCBI's taxonomy places the organism in Eukaryota, Metazoa, Chordata, Actinopteri, Perciformes, Bovichtidae. Gene Ontology annotation, cellular component: integrin complex; external side of plasma membrane.
UGCCUGGUAAUAUGUAAAGCUCCACCCCAAAUGAGGUUGCAAUCAUUCCCCCCUCCUUCCCUCUCUUUCUCUCUCUGACUCUGUCUUGCCUUUCUUUACAUUUCACUAUGCUCUCUGGAUCAGUACACCGGACCUGUUGGAGCUGAAGGGAUUAUUCAGGACACCACUUUAUGAAUACUACAUAAGGAACAGCACGGAUGAUGCGUUUUGCGCUUCAGCUAUUCAAUGAAAGAAGAGACGCGCAAAAGAAGAGAUGGGCACCGUUCCUGGACUUUCACCUACCCGGUCAUGGGGAAAAUGUUGUCAUUACGCCGUGUUGGUUGUACCUGUAGUGGCGGUUUUGGUGCAGCUUGGCGCUGCUUUUAACUUGGACACGGACAAACGCGUCGUUUUCACCGGACAGCGGGGAAGUUAUUUUGGGUAUUCAGUGGAGUUCUUCAGCAACUCAUCCAGUAUCAGUGUUUUGAUCGGCGCCCCGAAAGCCAACACCAGCCAGCCCGACAUCACUGAAGGAGGAGCCGUGUACUUGUGCCCCUGGACCCAAGCUAACUGCAGCAUGAUCAACUUUGACAAGCAAGGUGAUCGAUAUUUUUAUAUAAACGAUGUGAACACUCAGGUUGAGUUCAAGUCCCACCAGUGGUUUGGAGCUACUGUGCGUUCCCAUGGAAACAGCAUCCUGGCUUGUGCUCCCAGGUAUUACUGGAGGACUGAACAUGACGAACCCUUUGCAGAUGUCACAGGAACCUGCUACCUCUCUGUAGACAGUCUCAAAACCUUUGUGGAGUAUGCCCCGUGCCGAACAGAAAGACAUGGACCUGUUGGACAGGGCUUUUGUCAAGGGGGAUUCAGCGCAGACUUCACCAAGGAUGGGAAGGUUGUGCUUGGAGGACCAGGCAGCUUUUACUGGCAAGGCCAGCUGAUCUCAGCCACCACAGAGGAGAUUGUUAAGGCUUACUACCCGUCUUACUUUCUGCUGUCAGUCGCCGGGCAGAUUCAGACACGACAGGUGCAGGGGAACUACGAUGACAGUUACCUGGGUUACUCUGUGGCUGGUGGCGAGUUCAGUGGGGAUGAUGAGGAAGAUUUCAUCACAGGAGUUCCAAAAGGACUCAUGCUGUAUGGUGUAGUGUCCAUAUUAAAUGGAAGGGAUCUGAAGUCUCUGCUCAACUUGACAGGGGAGCAGAUGGGGUCCUACUUCGGCUACGCAGUGGCAGCCACCGACAUCAACAACGAUGGUUUGGAUGACCUGGUGGUGGGAGCUCCAAUGUUCAUGCGUCGAGGGUUCAAUGGGCGUCUGGAGGAGCUGGGUAAAGUGUACGUGUACCUCCAGAGAGGCCCUCUGCUGCUGGAGCCAAGCCAGUCCCAUCUCCUGGGUAAACAGGCCUUUAGCCGCUUCGGCACCUCGCUGGCUCCGCUGGGAGAUCUCAACCAGGAUGGAUUCAACGACAUGGCCAUUGGCUGUCCCUAUGGAGGAGAGGAGCAGCACGGAUUGGUUCUCAUUUAUAAUGGCUGUGCCGGAGGACUGAUGGAAACGCCCACUCAGACUCUCUCUGGCCAAUGGGCUUCCAGCUCUUUCCCAGCCAGUUUUGGCUUUUCCCUGCGAGGAAACAGGGAUCUGGAUCAAAACGGCUAUCCAGAUCUGAUUGUUGGUGCUUUUGGGAUUGAUAAAGCAGUGCUAUACAGGGCUCGGCCAAUAGUGAGCGCCAGUGCGUCUCUUACAGUGCAGCCGACCAUGCUCAACCACGAGGAGAAGACUUGUGAGCUGAUCACAGGGAAUGAAACCGUUGCUGUGUCUUGUGUCAGCAUUGGUUUCUGCCUGCUGACUAAUGGGAAGCACCUCCCCUCUCAUCUAGGCUUUGUGGUGGAGGUUCAGUUGGACAGUGUGAAGCAGAACCAGAAGGAGUCCAUCAGGAGGACUCUGUUCCUGGACAGCCAGCAGCCCAGUCUGCUGAAGACCAUCAGCCUCGCAAACGGAGAACGCCUGUGCCAUGACACCAAGAUCUAUCUGCGGGGUGAAGAGGAGUUUCGGGACAAACUCUCUCCUAUUUUCAUCAGCCUGAACUUCAGUCUGGAUGCUCAUGCCCCAGUGGACCAGCAUGGCCUCAGACCAAUCCUGAAUUAUGAGACAGAACAGCGUAUACAGCAGAAGGCCCAGAUUCAACUGGAUUGUGGAGAGGACAACAUCUGCGUCCCUGACCUCAAGCUGGCUGUUUAUGGUGACAGAGCAGAGGUUUACCUGGGAGACGAAAACUCCUUGAGCCUGACAUUCAAUGCCAGGAACGAGGGAGAGGGAGGGGCGUACGAGGCCGAGCUCUAUGUGGUGCUUCCCCCAGAGGCCGACUACAGCGGGAUAGCGCGCAACAAUGUGAGCUUGACUCAGCUGACAUGCAGCUAUGAGGCAGAAAACCAGACCCGCUACCUCGUGUGUGAUCUGGGAAACCCCAUGAAGUCUGGUACCAGUUUAUGGGCCGGCCUUCGGUUCACUGUGCCCAGACUGAAGGACACUCACAAUACUGUACAGUUUGAGCUCCAAAUACGAAGUAAAAAUGCAAAUAACUCGGAGAGUGAAGUGGUGCUGUUUGAGCUGGAGGUGGCUGCUGUGGCUGACGUCAUUCUGCAAGGUGUUUCUCGUCCAGACAAAGUCAUCUUUCCCCCGCCCAACUGGAAGGUUAGUCAGAGUCUGAGGGAGGAGCAGGACAUCGGCCCCGAGCUGCAGCAGGUCUAUGAGUUGGUGAAUAAUGGUCCCAGUGUGGUCAGCCUGUCCACUUUAGAGGUGAGGUGUCCUCUGAGGGCGCACGGCCAUGAGCUGCUCUACCCUGUGGAGGUGGUCACUGAGGGGCCGCUCAGCUGCUCCUCCAAACACACCUUCAAUGCACUGAAACUCAAGCUCCAGCCUGCAGCAGCACAGGGGCCCACGUCACUGAUAUCCAGCCCUGAGCACCACAUCCGGAGGAGGGAGGUGUACAGAGAUCUUCUGUCUGAACAAGGAAACCUGACGUGCUCUACAGUGGAGUGCUGGCAGCUGCAGUGUGAUGUCGGACUGCUGGAGAGAGGUGCCAGCGUUAUCCUGAUGUUACGCUCCAGACUGUGGGCUGAAACCUUCAUCGAGAGGGUCUAUAAGCAGUAUGUUCUGGAGUGCUCUGUUCAGUACAAGGUGGACAAGAUGCCUUAUUCUAUUCCUCCCAAAUUCAAGCCAUUAGGAUCCAAAAAGGUGGUGAUAGCUGUGAUGUGGAACAAGCCGGAAACCCCUUUCCCUGUUCCAGUCUGGAUCAUCAUCCUGGCUAUUCUAGCUGGAUUGCUAUUACUCUCCCUGCUCAUAUAUCUACUAUACAAGAUGGGCUUCUUUAAAAGGUCAGAUCCGUACGGUACGACCAUGGAGAAGGCCCAGCUCAAACCCCAGGCGUCCUCUGAAGCUUAGAUCCAAGAAGGAGCCUCCCCUGCAGCUGUUCCACAGAACUGGAAUCACCGUCACGUGCCCAAACAAAUAUGGAAACUUGCUAAUGAUGAGCAGGAAACCCAUUUAUGAAGGGACAGUUAUGGCUGCUGUAUCACUGGACCUGCACUAAAAUGCCAAAAGCAGGAAAGACUACAAGGGUCAUGCAGUUGAAUAAUGCACUGCUGUUUUGGACGUGCAUUUGUACAAUCAGGGCACGGUUUAUGAAGCUUCUUCAGAAAGAGCAGCAAUAAGAGUUUGCUCUUCAGAAGGUAAUCCCUGCGGGAAAAACCUUCGUUGGAAAAUACACCUCGCACUCAAUGUGUUGACCAGGAAAAGAUUAGAACUUCACAGCCCAUAUCAGUACAGGACAAAAAUGCACCUCCUACAAAAGGCACUAAUGCUACAGUAUUUCUUCAUUCCUAAAAGGUGUGUUUUAAGCCAUGUUUGCAAUCCCUGCCUUUGUAUGAUUUAUACACCACUCUUUAUUUAUGGCACAGUGUUGUUCCUAUUGGUUGUUGAAUGUUGUACUGUACUGUCUGCACGACAAUCCUGAUGAAACUGCAAUUUUUAACUUGAAUUAUCCCUCUCCCAUAUUGGGAGGUAUGUUGUGUAUGUUGUAAUGUAUGUAAUGUAUUCAUUGUGUUAUGACCCAUCGGUGUUGUGGCCCAGAAUAAAGCCUCAUUUUAUAUACCCA